Molecule: messenger RNA, 532 nt
Organism: Girardinichthys multiradiatus
Lineage: Eukaryota; Metazoa; Chordata; Actinopteri; Cyprinodontiformes; Goodeidae
Gene: defbl2
Product: defensin, beta-like 2
Exons: 3
Coding region: 92-283 (63 amino acids)
Source: RefSeq, a predicted model, not a curated record
GACGGACUCCUCCCCCCUGUGCUUGAUAUGCUGUAUAAAUGCAGCAUCAGUGAGCCAGCAGCAGUUUCUGAAAGCUAAUUGUUGCCCAAACAUGAAGGGACUUAGCUUGGUUCUCCUCGUUCUUCUCCUGAUGCUUGCGACUGCGGAGGCAGAUGAUCCGGAGAUGCAGUAUUGGACCUGUGGGUAUAGAGGACUCUGCAGACGGUUCUGCUAUGCCCAAGAGUAUAUUGUUGGACACCAUGGAUGUCCUCGAAGAUACAGGUGUUGUGCUAUGCGUUUUUAGCACUUUGCUGGUGGUCCAGAGAUGCCUGCAUGCUGUUACAAGACAGGUGGCUGGGAUACUGCUUCUCUGACCUAGCCCACUUUGGUCUCCAAACAUGUUGGAUCCAACAGAGAGUUUCUGAAGUGAAUCUUUACCAGUUUAUCUUUACCUACUAGAUAAAAUAUUAGAUACACCAUACGUUUGCGCCCUCUUAAUUGGAAAUAUUUACUAUAUCAUUUGCUUUGCUGCCAAUAAAUGCAUUAAAAUAAA